Molecule: messenger RNA, 4257 nt
Organism: Helobdella robusta
Lineage: Eukaryota; Metazoa; Annelida; Clitellata; Rhynchobdellida; Glossiphoniidae
Exons: 36
Biological process (GO): calcium ion import across plasma membrane; chemical synaptic transmission
Cellular component (GO): membrane; voltage-gated calcium channel complex
Molecular function (GO): high voltage-gated calcium channel activity
Source: RefSeq, a predicted model, not a curated record
UUACAAGUAGUCUUAAAGUCCAUUCUAAAAGCCAUGGCCCCCUUGCUACAAAUUGCCUUGUUAGUCCUCUUCGCCAUCGUCAUAUUCGCCAUCAUUGGACUCGAGUACCUAUCCGGUUCCUUCCAUAACACGUGUCGGCUCAUUACAACCGACGAGAUAGACUUGGUAGGAGAGGAAGAAAUAACUCCAUGCCAAGAUGUACCAAGCUCCCUUCUGGGUCAGGGGUUCAUCUGCCCCGAAGCAACCUCCACCUGCAAACCUUAUUGGGAGGGGCCUAAGCAUGGAAUUAUCAGCUUCGACAACAUCGGAUACGCCAUGUUGACAGUCUUCCAGUGUAUAACGAUGGAAGGAUGGACUACUGUUCUCUAUUAUACCAAUGAUGCAUUAGGCAGCCACUUUCCUUGGCUGUAUUUCGUUACGCUGAUCAUCAUCGGUUCAUUCUUCAUGCUCAAUCUCGUGCUAGGUGUCCUUAGUGGUGAAUUUGCAAAAGAGAGAGAACGAGUAGAAAGUAGGAGGGCUUUCUUGAAACUACGGAAACAACAACAGAUCGAACGGGAACUGAAUGGAUAUCUUGAGUGGAUCUGUAAGGCUGUGGCAGCAGUUUAUAUAUAUAUGCAAUUAACAUUACAUAAUUUUCAUAUGAGCAUUCUGAUAUCUCGAAGACGAGUAGCCACAAGAAAAAUGAAGCAGAUAAAGACGAGCAUGAACAAGGAGAACAAGGAGGUCGAUGAUGGCGAAGAAAAUGAAGAAUUAUUUGGACCAUCAUCGAGACAGCAGAUGAAAACAACGCGAAGAAAAUUCUUCAAGAGGUGUGACGCUUUCUUCAGAGCUGAAAAACGAUUCCAGUUUAAAAUAAGACGGAUUGUGAAGAGUCAGGUAUUUUACUGGCUCAUCAUCGUGCUCGUCUUCCUCAACACUGUUUUCGUAGCUAUGGAGCACCACAAUCAACCAGAGUUUCUCACUGAAUUCAUAGGUAUAUCAGAGUAUGUCUUCCUGGGUCUUUUUAUUUUCGAGAUGUUCUUCAAAAUGUACGGCGUUGGAGCACACCUUUAUUUUCAGUCCUCGUUCAACAUCUUCGACUGUGCGGUCAUUGCAGGUAGCUUGGGUGAAGUCAUUUGGGCCGUCUACAACCCAAAGAGUUCGUUUGGCAUCAGUGUUUUGAGGGCCAUGAGAUUGUUGAGGAUCUUUAAAGUCACCAGAUACUGGGCCUCGCUAAGAAACCUGGUGAUAUCAUUGUUGAGCAGCAUGCGUUCCAUCGUCUCCCUCCUCUUCCUUCUCUUCCUCUUCAUCCUCAUCUUCGCACUCCUUGGUAUGCAGCUCUUUGGCGGAGAAUGGAACUUCAACACUGGACGUCCGACGAGCCACUUCGACACGUUCACCGUUGCACUCCUGACAGUUUUUCAGAUAUUGACUGGAGAGGACUGGAACGAGGUGAUGUUCAACGCAAUCGUCUCUCAAGGUGGUGUUGACAACUACGGCAUGCUCUACUCAGUCUACUUCAUCGUACUGGUACUCUUUGGCAAUUACACCUUACUGAAUGUCUUCCUGGCCAUCGCCGUUGACAAUUUGGCUAAUGCCCAAGAACUGACAGCUGCAGAAGAGGAGCAAGAGAUGAAAGACGAGCAGAAACGACAGGAAGAGUUAUCGAAAGAAGGUAUGACGUCACUUCAGUUGACACUCGAUCCCACGAUGAUCAACUUUUGCCCCCCUCCAUUCGGUAGCAACCAAGAUUUCAAAACAAACACGUUCAAUGUGUUAGUCAUCAAAGUUCAAUUUCAAUCAUACAUGUACAUUUGCUUGCCUUAUAUUAUUUCAUCUUCUCCACUUUUCAACAGGAUAUCCUUUAACGAUCCGAAAAUCAACAACACCAACUCCAACAAUCCUGAUACGUCCGAUCCUGAGAAAGAUAAUCUUCCUAAUGAUGACGAACAAGACGACAGCGGUCCCAAGCCAAUGUUGCCCUACAGUUCAAUGUUCAUCUUUGGAGCAACAAACCCCAUUCGGCGAUUCUGUCACUUCGUUGUCAGCCUACGUUACUUCGACCUCUUCAUCAUGAUCGUCAUUUGCGCAAGCAGCAUCGCCCUGGCUGCUGAAGAUCCAGUGCUUGAAAACUCGGAGAGGAACAAGAUACUGAAUAUGUUCGAUUACGUGUUCACUGGUGUCUUCACUGUUGAGAUGAUUUUAAAAGUGAUAAAUUUAGGUGUCGUGUUUCACCCCGGCUCGUACUGCAGGGACCUUUGGAACCUCCUCGAUGCAACUGUUGUCAUUUGCGCUCUGGUUGCUUUCGCCUUCACAGACAGUCCAGGGGCAGGUAAAAACUUAAACACCAUCAAAUCGUUGCGAGUUCUGCGUGUCUUGCGGCCUUUGAAGACAAUUAACCGAGUGCCCAAGCUUAAGGCGGUAUUUGACUGCGUGGUGAACUCACUGAAAAACGUCUUCAACAUCAUGAUCGUCUACAUGCUCUUCCAGUUCAUCUUUGCCGUCAUGGCAGUGCAACUAUUCAAAGGGAAAUUUUUCUUCUGCAAUGAUGACUCCAAGAACACGAAAGCCGAAUGCAAAGGUGAGUACUUCGAGUACCAGCUGGACAACAACAGGUACGUGCCAAAAGUCGAAGAAAGGAAGUGGGGUAGGAGGGAGUUCCAUUACGAUAAUGUGGCUGAUGCCAUGCUCACCUUGUUUGCCGUUCAGACUGGGGAGGGUUGGCCAGCGGUUCUUCGACAUUCCAUUGAAUCAACGGAAGAGAACCUCGGACCGCAGCCAGGUCACCGCAUGCAAAUGUCUGUCUUCUACAUCGUCUACUUCAUCGUCUUUCCAUUCUUCUUCAUCAACAUCUUCGUCGCCCUCAUCAUCAUCACGUUCCAGGAACAAGGGGAAAAUGAAUUGAUCGACCAGGAGCUGGACAAAAAUCAAAAACAGUGCAUUGACUUUGUCAUUAACGCCAGACCGGUCUGUCGGUACAUGCCGAAAAACCAAAACUCCUUCAAGUUCAAGGUUUGGAGAGUUGUCGUUUCGCCCAUGUUUGAGUACAUCAUCAUGGUCAUCAUUGCCUGCAACACAAUCCUACUUAUGAUGAAGGUCGUGGACCAGUUCGAUAAGUAUGCGACGACACUCUCCAAACUGAACAUGGCUUUCACUGCCGUCUUCACUGUCGAAAUCAUAUUCAAGAUUAUCGCUUUUGGCAUUCGGAACUACAUGAAGGACUAUUGGAACAUCUUCGACAUGGUCACUGUCGUCGGUAGCAUCACUGAUGUCCUCUGGACGGAGACCAUUCAGAAAACCACUGGGACAUUCAGUUUCGGCUUUUUGAGGCUGUUCAGAGCGGCCAGGCUGAUCAAGUUGCUACGGCAAGGAUACACUAUCAGGAUACUACUUUGGACAUUCAUUCAGUCCUUCAAGGCACUUCCUUAUGUUAUCCUCUUGAUUGCCAUGCUGUUCUUUAUCUAUGCAAUCAUCGGAAUGCAAAUCUUUGGUAACAUAAAGCUGAAACCAGGAACGGAAAUAAACAGGCACAACAACUUCCGUUCGUUCGCCGAUGCUGUCAUGCUCCUCUUCCGGUGUGCAACGGGUGAAAGUUGGCAGCAGAUAAUGUUGCACUGCAUGGCCGGCAGGGAAUGCGACCCGAUGUCAACCCAGAAGGACACGAAAAACUGCGGCCUCAACAUCGCCAUUCCCUACUUCGUCUCGUUCAUAUUUUUCUGCUCGUUUCUGAUGUUGAACCUGUUUGUGGCGGUCAUCAUGGACAACUUUGAUUACCUGACACGUGACUCUUCAAUUCUUGGCCCACACCACCUGGACGAGUUCAUCAGGGUCUGGGCUAAUUAUGACCCAACUGCAACUGGCCGGAUCUUGUACACGGACAUGUACGACAUGCUAAGGAACAUGGAACCUCCGGUGGGAUUUGGAAAAAAGUGUCCUUACAGACUGGCUUACAGGAAACUCAUCCGAAUGAACAUGCCGGUAGCAGACAACGGAACGGUUCACUUCACGACGACAUUCUUUGCACUGAUUAGAGAAUCUCUAAGCAUUAGGAUGGGUCCAGCAUCGGAGAUGAACAAACAGGACGAAGCACUGAGAGAAACCAUCAAGACACUCUGGCCCAUUCAAUCGAAGAAGAUGCAUCUGCUCAUGGUGCCUCCUAACGAAGAGUUGACGUUUGAAAAGUUGACCGUUGGUAAGAUCUACGCCGGACUCUUGAUUGCCGAAAACUGGAGAGCUUACAAGGCCAACAAAACCAUAAAAAUGGUUCAGUGUUCCUGA